Molecule: messenger RNA, 1400 nt
Organism: Ananas comosus (pineapple)
Lineage: Eukaryota; Viridiplantae; Streptophyta; Magnoliopsida; Poales; Bromeliaceae
Product: tobamovirus multiplication protein 2A-like
Exons: 6
Coding region: 247-1128 (293 amino acids)
Cellular component (GO): membrane
Source: RefSeq, a predicted model, not a curated record
UUCCCUCUCCCUCCUUUUCUACACCGUUCCGGGAUGAGACCAGUUGUUAUCACCAGUUCAAAAAAUUCGGUGAAAUCGCAUUUAACAUCGAUUUUGUGGUUCAAUUACUCCAAAUUCUGAUCCAUUUCGUCUUCUUCCUUUGGAGCUUUUCCUGUCACCUUCUCACAAUUCUAGGGUUUCGGUCGAUGAGAAUCAGAUUUGGAUACUGGUAAUCGAAGCUUUCGAUCUUAAGAGGAGGUAGCGAUCAUGGCGUGUAAAGUGUUGUGGGAGUCUCUGUUGAAGGUCCUCAACUUCCUGCUGGCGAUCACUGGAUUGGCGAUGGUAGGGUAUGGGCUAUACUUGCUUAUUGAGUGGACGAAGAUCUCUUCGGGUGGCGGCGGUGGCGGCGGUGAUGAUGAUAAUGAUCCGAUAUCGCCGGAUCCAAUGUCGCCGGUGAGCGGCGAUGCAGAGUUCUUGAAGCUUGGCCGGCCCAUGCUCGCCGCUGUCGCUCUAUCGAAUGAUUUGUUUGAUAAGCUUCCGAAAGCGUGGUUUAUCUAUUUAUUCAUCGGUGUGGGAGUAAUUAUCUUUGUCAUAUCGUUCUUUGGUUGUAUUGGAGCAUUUGCAAGGAACAGGUGCUGCUUAUCUUGUUACUCUUUCUUGGUAAUCUUGUUGAUUCUAGUUGAGCUGGCAGUGGCAGCGAUCAUAUUCUUCGACAGCAACUGGAAAGAUGUAAUUCCAGCUGAUAAAACUGGGACUUUUGACAUGAUAUAUCACUUCUUAAAGGAGAACUGGAAUAUAGCAAAAUGGGUUACUUUAGGAGCUGUUAUUUUGGAGGCAUUGAUUUUCUUGCUAGCUCUUUUAGUGAUAGCAGCAAACAAGCCUGCUUCCUAUGACAGUGACGAGGAAUAUAUUGCCCCGAGAUCUGGCAUUAGGCAGCCUUUGAUACAUCAACAAGCGGCUCCGGUUACUGGAGCACCUGUCCCAACUCUUGAUCAACGUCCAAGCCGGAAUGAUACUUGGAGCCAACGAAUGAGGGAAAAGUACGGCCUAGAUACCUCUCUGUUCACAUACAACCCAACAGGGGGGAGCAGGGGUCAACAAGACACAUCGCCUCCAGCGGAAAAGAGAAGCCACUGUACUAUACUGUGAGAGGCUUUGGUGGCCCAAGCUGAUUAUCGUGAGCAUAGUUUGCGAGAAACUGCUUGUGAGAAAGUGUACACGCUGUUGUUCAGUUUGAUGUGUAGAAUAAACUGAUGUCCAGUUUUCAAAGACUUUCAUUUUCUAACAGCACUUUGAAUAAGGUAUUGCACACUAGUAUCUUGCACAGAUGGAUGUACCCAUGCUCCUUUUACCUGUUGUUGCUGCAAAUAUCUCAAGCACUAAGCUGAAAUUGUGAACUUCAUGUGUGCUUGUUCGGCUUC